GAAUGAAGAUUGGGGAAAGGCUGUUGGAUUUGGCAACUAAGGGAUUGUUAGUAAAGAGAGCAGCUUUGGUGGAAUAUGGUCAGAAACUGGAUUGGAAGGGCUUCCGAAGGGAGAGGAAAAGAAGUGGAGCCAUCCAUUAUACACGACCUUCCCAAGGAAUUGGGCCACAAAGAGGAGAGAAAUGGGACUCUAGCUAGUAGACAUAUAGAGGAAGGCUAGGGAAGCCAGGGGCAUGUUUGUAGUCAAUAACCAGUGCACAGAAAUUGAGGAUCAGUGGGAGUAGAGAGAAUGGCCUGAGAUCGUUUGUAUGGGUGGAAGGGUUUGUCUUGGCUUUCUCUUCAUGUGACACCUGAAGGCAGAGAAAGUGGGGAAAGUGACUGGCAUGAGGGGAAAAGAGGGAGCUCACAGGUCAAUCUGAUUUAUUUUAUUUUUAUUAUUUUUAUUUUUUAGUAAAAUGAGGCAAGGAUCUCAGCUGAGAGAAUGGGAAGAAGUGGAACCAUGGGAGCUUUUGAAGGGCUAUUCUGAGAAGUGAGAUAGUGAAUGAAUUAGGGAAGUGAAAAAGAUUGCCUGGCUGCCUUGAGGGCCCAGCUGAGGUUACGGAACACAUCUGUAGUGAACCUGGUCCGAAGGGCAAUGGGCUGGGUCAGAUACAAAGCAUGGGAAAGUUCCUGUGCAGGGUUGGGCCCAGCAUUAGUCCCUCCAUUUCAACCUGAUCUUGAAAGAUAGUGACAGAGCAGGGGAGAGACAUGCUGGGCCCUGUGCUUUAAGAAUAGCGUUUUGGCUUGUGUGGAGGACAGGGUCUUUGGAACGGAGGUCCAGAAGUGAACUGGAAUCCGGUCCUAGUGGGAGAAGUGCUGGCACGCAGUGGGGAGGCGGCCAGUUGUGCUGGCCAUUUCGGGCGUGAAGGCUGUGGGCCCAUCUCCUGAGUCCUGGCUCUGCCAGAGCAAAACGCCUUUGGGACAAGUGCUGUGCUCCAGGGUGAGAGAGUGUUUGCCAUUGGCUAAGGGGCUGCUGUUGGUGACACACUGGUGAGAUAGCUAGACCCGAGAUAGUUAUCUGCAGUUUGCAGAGGUUAAAUUACCUGCCCAGCGUCCCACAGCUAGUGGGCAGUAGAUCUGGGUCUCUAACCCAGGGCUUGUGUGUGACUUGAGUGCUCCCCCCAAAGCCCAAGUGUUCACCAAGAAAAAGUAGCAGGGGAGCCCCUGGAAAGGCUCUCCUCCCAAGAGGGAAAGGGGCCUGCCCUAAGACCCUCAUGGUGAAGUGUCCAGGGCCCAGAGGCCCGGAGGCUUGGAAGUCUGGUCCUGCCACCAUUUAGAGUAUGUGACUUGGGGAAAGUCUGUCCCCCACUUGCAUUUUCUACCCAGUAAAAUGCCUAGUUCAGGCCAAAUGAUCCCUGAGAGCAAAGGGGGAGAGCUAGGAAGAACCCCAGAGAUCAUUUAAUCCCGGCUGCCUCAGGGGGAAUGGCCAACCCCAGUUCACACAGCGGUGGGGCCAAGCCCACAGCAGGAUGCAGGUCCCGAGACUCCGGGCCACGUGCCUGGAAAGGCCUGGCCCAAUCGGGUGCCCAGCAGGAGCAGGAGCUGGCCCCCAGGGGCCACAGAGGAGGGGGCGUCAGGGAACAAGCUCUUCCUCGCCAGGGGGUCUGGGUGCCACUCGGCCCUGGAAACCCGGAGAGCAACACAGAAAAGAGGUGGGGCGGUCCUAGAGGCAGACCCCGGCUGUCUCCACUCUCACGUCCCCGGAGCUCAGGGUCGAUGGAGCCGGGGAGGAGGAGGGAAGAAGGGUGGGGGGUCAGGUUGGGAGACUCUGGUCCUCACAGCCCGGAGGAAGAGGGAUGGGGGCGCGGUGGACGGGGAUGAGCCCGUCAUGGGGAUGAUGAGAGUCAGGUCUUCGAAGCCCCGGAGGCCGGAGGGGAGUAAGAAGUUUGGAGGGGCUGGGAGCGCAGAGGAGCUUGGGCGCAGUGGCGGAGGCCGGUCCUUGUAGCUCCUUAGGUCGGAGGGGAGGAAGAGGGAUGGGGGGUGGGGGGAUGGGGGCGCUGCGCGGUGGGGAAGUCUGGUCCUCGAAGCCUCAAAGGCCGGAGUGGAAAAGGAUGGGAGGGAUCGGGGCGCAGAGGAGGAGCAGGGGCGCUCUGGGAUGGGGGCGCGACCGGGAGGGACGGGCUCGGCGGAGAGUUGGGUCCUCGCAGCUCCGAGGUCCGCGCAGAGGAGGCGGGGCGGAGGGAGGGUGGGGGAGGGGCCGGCCGGCCGGCGGCGGCGGCCUUUCACUCGGGUGCGCGCGCGCGCUCGGCCCCGCCGGAGUCUCCGGAGCGGGAGCAGGAUGGAACCCCCGCGCGCACCCGCGCUGCUGCUGCUGCUGUUGCCGCUGCUGCUGCCGCUGCCCCCCUGCGUCCGGGGCAAGUACGUGCGGGGCAACCUCAGCUCCAAAGAGGACUGGGUAUUCCUGACAAGAUUCUGCUUUCUGUCUGACUACGGCCGGCUGGACUUCAGGUUCAGAUAUCCCGAGGCCAAGUGCUGUGAGAACAUCCUCCUCUACUUCGAUGACCCUUCCCAGUGGCCUGCAGUGUACAAGGCCCAGGACAAGGACUGCUUGGCCAAAGAGGCGGUGAUUCGGCCUGAGAAUAACCAAGUGAUCAAUCUCACUACCCAGUACCCCUGGUCCGGCUGUCAAGUGGUGUCCGAGGGGGGCGUCCGCUACCUCAGCUGCUCCAGCGGCCGCAGCUUCCGAUCGGUGCGAGAGAGAUGGUGGUACAUCGCCCUCAGCAAGUGCGGGGGAGACGGGCUGCAGCUGGAGUACGAGAUGGUGCUGACCAACGGGAAGUCCUUCUGGACCCGGCACUUCUCGGCUGACGAAUUCGGCAUCCUGGAGACAGAUGUGACCUUCCUCCUCAUCUUCACCCUCAUCUUCCUCCUCUCCUGCUACUUUGGUUACUUGCUGAAAGGCCGACAGCUGCUUCACACAACCUACAAGAUGUUCAUGGCAGCUGCGGGAGUAGAAGUCCUCAGCCUCCUGUUUUUCUGCAUAUACUGGGGUCAAUAUGCCAGCAACGGCAUCGGCAACGAGAGCCUGAAGAUCGUGGCCAAACUACUGUUUUCCGUCAGCUUCCUCAUCUUCUUACUGAUGCUGAUCCUGCUGGGAAAAGGCUUCACUGUGACACGGGGCCGGAUCAGCCACUCGGGCUCCGUGAAGCUCUCCGUCUACAUGACACUGUACACACUCACACACGUGGUUCUCCUUAUCUAUGAGGCUGAGUUCUUUGACCCAGGGCAGGUGCUGUACACCUACGAGUCCCCGGCGGGGUACGGGCUCAUCGGGCUCCAGGUGGCCGCCUACGUGUGGUUCUGUUACGCCGUGCUGGUGUCUCUGAGGCACUUCCCCGAGAAGCAGCCGUUCUACGGGCCCUUCUUUGCUGCCUACACGCUCUGGUUCUUUGCCGUCCCCGUCAUGGCCCUCAUUGCUAACUUUGGCAUCCCCAAAUGGGCUCGAGAGAAGAUCGUCAAUGGGAUCCAGCUGGGCAUUCACCUCUACGCACACGGGGUCUUCCUGAUCAUGACGAGGCCCUCGGCGGCCAACAAGAACUUCCCCUACCACGUGCGCACGUCCCAGAUCGCCUCGGCGGGGGGCCCCGGGCCGGAGGGGGCCCCCUCGGACAAAUCCUUCCCUCAGCACGUCUACGGCAACGUGACUUUCAUCAGCGACUCGGUCCCCAACUUCACGGAGCUCUUCUCCAUCCCUUCGGCGUCCGGGGCCAGCGUAAGCUCAGCCCUCGGGGUCCCGGCCACGCCCCCUGGGAGCUGGCUCCGCCCCCUGAGGACCUGGCUGCUCACUCAGGCACCCCUCCCCGGCCCGGAGGACGCUCCCCUCCCCUCCCAGCUCCUGGCCCCGCCCCUAGAGUACCUCACCCCGGUCCCCGCCCCGCCCCCCCAGACCCCCGACCGCCCCCUCCGCAGGGCCCCGCUGACCCCGCCCCUAGGCUUCAGGAGCCCGCCCCCCCCUCUCCCGUCCUGGGUCCUGGCCUUGCUUCGGACCCCGCCCCCGGCCCCACGCGUCCCCCCGCCCCCGGCCUUCCAGGUCCCCCCCGCCCCGCCCCGGUCCCCAGUCCCGGCCGCUCGGGCCCUGACCCCGCCCCCCGAAUUCGUCACCCACGACUUGACCAUGCCCUUAGAGUACCUGGCCCCCCUCCCCACCCGCCAGGGGCGCUUCCUCACCCUCCCCGACUGAGCCCAGGGGGCGGGGGGAAGGCGCCUUUCCUAGGGCGGGAGGGGGAGAGGAGACUUUGGGGACCGCAUUCUCCCCGCCUCCUGGGAGUUCCCGCCAGCGACUGAUCAUGCCCCUCCCCUCCCCGCACCCUCCCCCUCC
This is a messenger RNA of Antechinus flavipes (yellow-footed antechinus), 4356 nucleotides long. It is a transcript of the gene TMEM145, whose product is annotated as transmembrane protein 145. Bases 2134 to 4218 code for a protein of 694 amino acids. The record is from RefSeq and is a predicted model, not a curated record. NCBI's taxonomy places the organism in Eukaryota, Metazoa, Chordata, Mammalia, Dasyuromorphia, Dasyuridae. Gene Ontology annotation, biological process: G protein-coupled receptor signaling pathway; response to pheromone. The transcript has 14 exons.